Molecule: messenger RNA, 1389 nt
Organism: Mugil cephalus (flathead mullet)
Lineage: Eukaryota; Metazoa; Chordata; Actinopteri; Mugiliformes; Mugilidae
Product: G-protein coupled receptor 135
Biological process (GO): G protein-coupled receptor signaling pathway
Cellular component (GO): membrane
Molecular function (GO): G protein-coupled receptor activity
Source: RefSeq, a predicted model, not a curated record
AUGCAAGUUGAUGUAGCAGUCAGUCUCCUCACUAGGAUUGAGAAAGAUCUUCAAAGCUCUGUGACAGCACAGAUGUCAGCCAAGGAUAUUUUUGAAGAAAUGAAUGUUGAGGCUGUUCUGCAACAGAGGAGACUGAGGUCCACAAAGAGUCACUUCUCCUAUGAGGCAUUUGAUGAGCCUUUAAGUGAUGAUCUGAAGAAGCUCGAGCGCAACUCUGUUCUGCAAGGGAUUGCAGUGACAGCUCAGGCUCUGGUACUGCUAUCUAUCUUCCUACUUUCCAGUCUUGGUAACUCUGCCAUUGUCAUUGUUAUCAUCAAACAUCGACAGCUCCGAACAGUGACCAACGCUUUCAUCAUGUCACUAUCGUUAUCAGACUUUCUCACUGCUGUUUUGUGUCUGCCAUAUUCCUUUGUCAUGCUCUUCAGUAAGGAUGAUAUCUGGGUGUUGGGGGAUAGUCUUUGUGUUGCAAAUGGUUUUUUCAACACCUGCUUUGGUAUUAUCUCCACCCUGACUAUGACUUUGAUUUCCUUUGACAGGUACUAUGCCAUAGUCAGACAGCCACAUGCUAAAAUUGGGCGCCAGAAAGCAACUCAGUUGUUGAUAGCCGUGUGGUUAACUGCAGUGAUUUUUUCUCUGCCCCGGUAUCUGUUGUCUCGAAUUCCGUCAGAAAUCCAUAAACAAGGUUUUUAUCACUGUAUGCAUGUGUUCCACUCUGAUACCUCUCGGAUGGGGGCUGCUUAUAGCAUCUGCCUUAUUGUUAUAUAUUAUUUACUGCCCUUUUCUCUUAUGUGUUUCUGUCAUUAUAAUAUCUGUAAGACUGUUAGACUUUCUGAAAUACGAGUCAGGCCAGUGACCACCUACGCAUACUUACUACGAUUUUAUAGUGAAAUGCGAACAGCCACCACAGUUCUGAUUAUGAUAGUUUUCAUAAUUUUUUGCUGGGGGCCAUAUUGUUUAAUGGGAUUAGUCACAGCAGUAGGUAACUACACAUUUAACCCAGCAAUGGACAUGGUCGCCAUCUGGCUAGCCUGGGCAAAUGGAGCCAUCAACCCUCUGAUUUACGCUGUGAGGAACCCCAAUAUAUCUAUGUUAUUGGGACGCAGCAGAGAGGAGGGCUAUCGAACAAGAAAUGUUGCUGUAUACCUCUCAAGCCAAACUCAAAACCAUGAAAUUCGUAUUAACAAAUCAGAAAGAAUAAGGGACCGAUUUGUUAGUCGUGUAGGUGUGCUGUCGAGUUCAAGUCCUGGAAAAGUAGGAGGAGUGGUCAUGGCAACAUGGGCAUGUAAAAACCCUGCUAUGUUCUUCUGCAGUGACACCCAGCAUGGCACAGGAACGCUAGCCAACUCUGUCUGCACUCCAAAGAUAAAGACAGCUGACACCAGCUUGUGA